AUGAGCCACACUCUGAAGAUUUUCGAAAGAGUACUUGAAAUACGACUUCGAGCGAUCAUAGAGUUGCCAUCCAAUCAGUGCGGAUUUGUAAAGAGUAUCGGUGCCGCUGACGCCAUCCAUACUGUACGGAUAGUGAUGGAGUAUAGCGAAAAACCAAGAGAGCUGCAUGUGGCUUUCCUUGAUAUGGAGAAAGCUUUCGACAAAGUAUUGAUGUCAUAUGGUGGGCACUGCGAAAGCAUAUGGUUCCAGAUGUAUACAUCCAAUGUAUAG
This is a messenger RNA of Strongylus vulgaris, 270 nucleotides long. The record is from the annotation of a GenBank genome assembly. NCBI's taxonomy places the organism in Eukaryota, Metazoa, Nematoda, Chromadorea, Rhabditida, Strongylidae.